This is a messenger RNA of Neltuma alba, 1253 nucleotides long. RefSeq lists its product as uncharacterized. The record is from RefSeq and is a predicted model, not a curated record. The coding region runs from base 1 to 921 and encodes 306 amino acids. The transcript has 3 exons. Lineage: Eukaryota; Viridiplantae; Streptophyta; Magnoliopsida; Fabales; Fabaceae. Gene Ontology annotation, molecular function: zinc ion binding; nucleic acid binding.
AUGGCGGAAAUUAAAUCUGUCUCGGAGCUUGUCCCAACUAUUACUAAAAUUACUGAUCACAAGUUGACUUGGAUCCGUAAUUCCAUUGACAGUGAGAUUAUUCCCUCUAUUAAUCACUGUGAAUUGGUUAAGGAACUAAUGGAUUAUUUAGAUUUUUUGUAUUCAGGAAAAGGAAAUAUCUCUCGUGUUUACGAGGUCUGCAAAGCUUUCUAUCGUUCUGAAAAACAGGAUCGUCCUCUCAAAGCUUACUUUAUGGACUUUAAAAGGAUGUAUGAAGAACUGAAUGUGUUAAUGCCUCUUACUGCUGAUUUGAAGGUUCAGCAUAAGCAACGGGAGCAAAUGGCUAUUAUGAGCUUUCUUACUGGUCUCCCACCUGAGUACGACACAGUUCGGUCUCAAAUCUUAUCCGGAUCUGAAAUUUCUGACCUUCAAGAUGUGUUUUCCAGAGUAAUGAGAGCUGAGAAUCUCUUGCCACCAGCUGCUAGUAUUCCUACAAGUGCCUUGCUCAGUAAGGGCACCUAUGAGACUCGUAGUCCCAUUGAUAACCGCGGGGGGCCUACCCGUGGUGGUUCGAAGCAAGGGGGAGCCCCUUCUGACUCCAGUGAGGUAGUGUGUUAUUACUGCAAAGAACCGGGGCAUACAAAACGCACAUGUCGAAAACUUCAGAAUAAACAGCAACGGAAUAACUCUGCCCACGUGGCUACACAAGCCAGUGCCCACGUGGCUACACAAGCCAGUGACACAGUCACGAUUUCUGCUGCUGAGUAUGCCCAGUUAAAAUCUACUACACCGUCUGUGAGUGCCGCAGCUACAACAGGUAAUAAUGCUACUGCCCUUGCUUCUUCUUCCUCAAAGUGGAUCAUAGAUUCCGGGGCUACUGAUCAUAUGACAGGAUCUUUUGACGAGGCGGAUUAUUGGUAGAGGUUAUGAAUCUGGUGGGCACUAUAUACUGGAUGAUCGGGUGUCUCAUGCGGUAGCUUGCGCUAGCAGUCAUUCUCCCUUUGAAGUUCAUUGUCGAUUGGGUCAUUUGUCUCUAUCUUUUCUUAAGAAAGUUUAUCCUCAAUUUCAGCAUUUGUCGUCUUUAGAUUGUGAGUCAUGUCAGUUUGCCAAGCAUCAUCGUCUUCCUUUAGUGUCUCGUGUCAAUAAACGGGUUUCAUCCCCUUUUGAGUUAGUCCAUUCUGAUGUUUGGGGUCCUUGUCCUGUAGAGUCCAAAGCAGGGUUUAAAUACUUUGUUACAUUUGUUGAUGAUUAUU